AUGAAAUUCGCUCUGCUUUCGAGUUUCGCUGCGACCGCGAUCUUUGUUAGCCCCGUCCUGGGUGCAACAUACCAACUCAGCGAUAAUAUCGUUGGUUCUGCCUUCCUCAACACGUUCAAUUUCGAGGCUAUCAGCGAUCCCACUCAUGGGCGAGUUAACUACGUGGAUGCCAAUACCGCGCGGUCGAAGAACCUCACGUUUGCGUCCGGUGACACUUUUAUUCUUCGCGCAGAUAGUACGACAAGAUUGUCUGCGUCUGGACCCGGGCGUGAUUCAGUGCGCAUCCGAUCGAACAAGGUCUACACUACCCACGUAGCCGUCUUCAAUAUGCGCCACAUGCCACAAGGCUGCGGUACUUGGCCUGCCGUAUGGGAAACUAAUGAAGGGAACUGGCCCAAUGGUGGUGAAAUAGACAUCUUAGAAGGCGUCAAUGAUCAAGCACCUAAUGCAGUCACUCUUCACACCAGCGCUGGCUGCACCAUGCCUGCAUCUCGUGCUCAAACUGGAACGGCUGGACAGAACGAUUGCAACGUCGCUGUCAACGGCAACACAGGUUGCGGUGUUCGACAAAAUGAUGCUGCGAGCUAUGGCCCUAGCUUCAAUAGCAAUGGCGGCGGAUGGUUCACAGUCGAACGGACGAACUCGUUCAUCAAAGUCUGGUUCUGGGGACGAAACGCUGGGAACGUGCCUUCUGAUGUGCGCAACGGCGCUUCGUCUGUGAACACCGAUGCAUGGGGGACACCUGCGGCUUUUUUCCCGAAUACGCAAUGCGAUAUCGCGUCGCAUUUCAACCAACAUAACAUCAUCAUCAACUUGACCUUCUGUGCGUUCCCUUUCACCCUCCCGUUUGUUCGCUCCAUGCUUAUUGGCGUGGAUAAAGGUGGCGACUGGGCCGGCUCCGUUUAUGCGCAAUCCGGAUGCCCUUCUACUUGCAACGACUUUGUUGAGAACAACCCUGGAAGUUUCAGCAACGCCUUUUUCGACUUCGCUUCUCUUAGGUAUGAUCGUACCGCAUUUCUCAAGAUCCAUGCUUCACUAGCACUGGCAAACGUCACACUGGGUCAAACGAUUUACUUCCAUGCGAUACGCAUGGGUCCGUCCGUGAGGCAAGGCUAUACAACUACCAAACCUACCAAGCGCUCAGCUCUCAAUAUCUCAGCCCUAGGCCUCAGGUAUAUUAUCAUAGGGACAUAUCAGCCCCUUCUGUACAUAAUGCAACUUUGGGAAGCCGGUACUCGUGAAGAUUACCUCUCGUCCUCCAGGCGAGGGAAGGAGGUAGAUAACGGGAGUGGGCGCCUUGAGAUAUAUAAAAGUCUCAACUACAACCAUGGUGAAGCCAUCAUCAUGUGGUCUCAAGGCGCACUCCUUCUAGCAGCGUUAGCUUGCUCGAUCUCUCAAUCCUCAGCCUUACGCCUGCCACUAUGGCGCCGAGAUGUCAUGACAUUCACGGGACGCCAAGUGUCUCCUCGAGAGGUUGAUGUAUCUAGUAAUCAACACGCCUUCAUCCUGCACAAUACGCAGGAUUUUAUUUACGCUGCCAACAUCACCAUAGGAGGCCAAAAUGUCAUAGUCAUUCUUGACACUGGCUCGACCGACCUCUGGGUGUACCUUCCCGAUCAGAAGCCCCAGCUUACAAAUUCAACCUCGAUAGUAGGGAACCUGACAUACGCUUCCGGAUCUGCUGAAGGCCCUAUCAACUUUGCAGCACUUGAGUUCGCCGGGUUUUCAGUGCCCUCACAAGCUUUCAUCGAUGUAACGCAGACCGCUGACAUGGAGGCUAUCUUUGACACCGGCGCGUCAGGAAUCUUGGGUUUAGGAUUCGACGCAACCAACUCUAUUAUCACCGACAAGUUUGAACAAGCUUUUGGCAAUACGACCACCUUGGGUCGUUCGCCCAUCGCCAACAUCUUCUACCAAAAUAUGACCUUACCGAACUUCUUCACUCUGCUCUUGGGCCGUACCGAUGACCCGGACGACGAGCGAGCGGGUGUCUUCACCGUUAGCGAAUACAUCUCCGAGUUCUCUGCUGUCGGCGACACGCCCAAAUUAACUAUCCAAACCCCUGAUCAUUGGAGCGUCCUUGUGGAUGAAUUCAAAGUCGGUGGUCGAUCACUUCCUCUCAACUCAUCAGUAGCCACCGUGUCUCAGGGAAAAGCGAUCGCAGUCCUUGACUCGGGGACCUCGCUUUCGCUCCUUCCAUAUGCAAUGGUUGACGCAAUAUAUGGAGCGAUACCAGGGUCCGCGCGCAUUUCAGAUGUUCCAGGUUUCAACGCCAGCUGGAUUAUUCCCUGUAAUCAGUCAACAGAGGUUUCCUUUUCCAUUGGGGGGAGAGACUUUCCGGUACAUCCCCUUGACCUCACUGCGAUUGAUACGAAACUUGUGAAUGGUACCAACGUGACCUAUUGUGCUAACACAUACCAGUCUAUUGAGAUUGGCCGUGGUGAACUCGAUAUGAUCCUGGGCGAUGCUUUUCUCAAGAAUGUAUAUGUCUCCUUUGACUAUGGUUCAUUCGAUGAUCAAGGACAUCUCACCGAACAGCCAUUCAUUCAACUAUUACCUACUACAAACUCCAAGGAGGCAUGGGCCGAAUUCACUGCCAUCCGUGCCAAAGCCCUGGAAGGCACCGUGGAACUCGCCCCUUCUGAGCUGCGUAUCUUGGCAAUGCAAGACAACACCGAUGAUCAUCAUCCCGAUGCGCCAAUCGAUGAAGCAUCUAAAAUAUCUGGUGUCCUCGCUACCUCUGAUGACGCCGAUCACAUCGAAGGUGCAGCCGCAGGCGCGAUCCAGAGAUAUGCCCCCGUCGUGAUUGGGCUUUUGUCAGGAAACCUGCUAAUCCUCGUGGUCAUAUGUGUCCUGGGCCUCUACUUCUGUAUAUCGAAAGGUGGCCGUAACGGAAAGUCCGCUCCGGCCAAUUAUCAUCCUGUGAAGCUGCAGAAGGGGGAUUCGCAGUUUGUAGAGCCCGUUUUCGAAACGCGGUAUGACUCUUAG
Pleurotus ostreatus (oyster mushroom) is the source of this 2988-nucleotide messenger RNA. RefSeq lists its product as uncharacterized. NCBI's taxonomy places the organism in Eukaryota, Fungi, Basidiomycota, Agaricomycetes, Agaricales, Pleurotaceae. The record is from RefSeq and is a predicted model, not a curated record. The coding region runs from base 1 to 2988 and encodes 995 amino acids. Gene Ontology annotation, molecular function: hydrolase activity, hydrolyzing O-glycosyl compounds; aspartic-type endopeptidase activity. Gene Ontology annotation, biological process: carbohydrate metabolic process; proteolysis. The transcript is spliced from 19 exons.